UCCAACACACACAUCACGCCCCCAGUCAACACCACACCCUGCAAAACCUCCCCCAAACCUCCAAUGCUCCACCGCAUCGCCGCACUCCGGCCGCCGCCGCCGCCGCCGCCGUCGCCUUGGCGGGCGGCUGCGGCCGCGGCGGGAUAUGCAUCCAAGUCCACCACCCUCCCGCAGAAGCAGCAGCGCGUGCGGGACCACGCCUUCGACGGCAUCAUGGAGGUGCAGAAGCGGGUGCGCCGCUUCCUCGCCCUCCACUCCCUCCUCCUCUACGCGGCCGCCCCCACCGCGCUCGCCGGCGGCGGGGGAGGGGCCGUGUCCGUGCCCUUCUCCCGCCUCGGCGCGCUCGCCCGGCGCCAGCUCCGCCUCGCGCCCCUCGACGCCGGCCGCUUCCUCCUGCGCCACCCGCACGCGUUCCACCUCUUCCUCCACCCCGUCCACCGCGUCCUCCACGCCCGCCUCACCCCGCGCGCCGCCGCGGCGCUCCGCCUCGAGGCCGACGCCGUCGCCUCCUCGCUGCCCGCCUCCAUCGUCCGCAUCCGCAAGCUCCUCCUCCUCGCGCCCCCGCACCACCGCCUCCGCCUCGAACACAUCCGCCUCCUCCGCCGGGAUCUCGGCCUCCCCGACGACUUCGCGGAGUCGAUCAUCCAAGCCCACCCCGCCCUCUUCCGCCUCACCCCCGACCAGUUCGUCGAGUUCGUGCCCUCCCCCUCCGACCCGCCCGGCCUCUCCGUCGCCGCCGUCGAGCGCGCGCGGGAGCAGCACUACCGCGAGCACCGCAACCCUGGCGCCGGGGAGGAGGACGUGCGCUUCGCGUUCCCCACCCGAUUCCCGCCAGGCUUCAAGAUCGGCAAGUACUUCCGCAUCGCGGUCUGGAAAUGGCAGCGGCUUCCCUACGCGUCGCCGUAUGCUGACGUCUCCGGCCACGACCUGCGCUCGCUUGAGGCGCGGCGGCGCAUGGAGAAGCGCGCCGUCGCUGCGGUCCAUGAGCUGCUAUCUCUCACAGUUGAGAAGCGAACCACGCUAGAGCGCCUCGCACUGUUCCGUGAUGCUCUCGGCGUGCCCAAGAAGAUCAAAGAGUUCUUGCUCAAGUACCAGGGCAUAUUUUACAUAUCCACGAGGGGAAACCAGGGGAAGUUGCACACCGUGUUCCUUCGGGAGGCGUAUUACAAAGGUGAACUCGUUGAGCCCAAUGAGAUUUAUGCGGCGAGGCGGAAACUGGAAGAGCUGCUCAUGUUGAACCCACAGAAGGCGAAUUUGGACCGAAUGUUCACUAGCAUGGGUCGUGGAUGGGAUGAGCUUGGUGGCGGUCGUCGUGGGGGAGCAGAAUUGAGGGAGGAGUUCCUUGGUGAAGCGAGUGACCGGAGAACGAAUACUAAGGUUGAUGGUGAAUAUGGUGGAGAUAGUGGUGAUGACUCGGGAGUUGAGUCACUCUACAUUGAGUGAGGAGCAGAAUCAUACCGUGGUACUAAACAUCAACUAAGGAAGCUUGCCUUCUAGAACAAGUAUCGACACCAUCUAUGAGCUCUCUUUCUUCUGCUGGUGAAUUAACAGUUGGAUGCAGCAAUGCUGAUUGAGGAGAAGAUAUUACAUCCUAAGGCUAAAAUUAGAGAGAUAUCUUGCGCUAAAACUGUUGAUAUUGUCAAAUGAAGACUCUGGGUGUUGGCAUUUAACUUCACUGCAAUGGUCGGAUGGCAUCUUUGUUUUGCACUCCGUUUUAUGAAGAAGGAACAAAGAGAGAGGCAUGAGAACUGAAAACCCUUCAUUAUUUUGAGCACUCGUUCUUCUGAGUUCUGACUAAUUUUUACUGAGUCUUGUGAGUACUCUCAGUCUCUCACACUAGGAGUGAAUCUCUCUCUCUCUCCACUUAAAAGGUAUUUAUAUCUUGAGGAUUGGCAUUGCCAUCUCAAAAUUCUGUGACUAUACUACCUAUCAUUUCUUAUAUAUCGUAUAGAAACAAUUGAACUUUUCUGUGCAA
Molecule: messenger RNA, 1975 nt
Organism: Oryza sativa Japonica Group (Japanese rice)
Lineage: Eukaryota; Viridiplantae; Streptophyta; Magnoliopsida; Poales; Poaceae
Product: protein ROOT PRIMORDIUM DEFECTIVE 1
Molecular function (GO): RNA binding
Source: RefSeq, a predicted model, not a curated record